Molecule: messenger RNA, 1176 nt
Organism: Penicillium malachiteum
Lineage: Eukaryota; Fungi; Ascomycota; Eurotiomycetes; Eurotiales; Aspergillaceae
Product: replication factor C subunit 3
Exons: 5
Coding region: 1-1176 (391 amino acids)
Biological process (GO): DNA-templated DNA replication; DNA repair
Cellular component (GO): nucleus; Ctf18 RFC-like complex; DNA replication factor C complex
Molecular function (GO): ATP hydrolysis activity; ATP binding; DNA binding
Source: RefSeq, a predicted model, not a curated record
AUGUCUGACUACGAGGAUGAGAUGGACGUGGAUGCUCCCAAUGAGGUCCAAUUCAGCUCAGAUAAUGCUGCAGGCAAGAAGAGAACAGUGGCCGACCUACCAGUGGAAGCUCAAGACAAUCUCCCUUGGGUCGAGAAGUUUCGCCCCCAGAGUCUAGAUGAUGUCUCUGGACACCAGGAUAUCCUAACAACGAUCAACCGGUUUGUCGAAGCGAAUCGCCUCCCUCAUCUCCUCCUCUAUGGCCCUCCUGGAACCGGAAAGACCUCAACCAUUCUCGCUCUCGCAAGGCGGAUAUAUGGUACCAAGAAUAUGCGCCAGAUGGUGUUGGAGUUGAAUGCCAGUGACGAUCGUGGUAUUGAUGUGGUCCGAGAACAAAUCAAAACCUUUGCCAGCACAAAACAGAUCUUCUCCAUGGCGCCCCAAGCCGGCAGCACCAACCUCGCCGGCUUCAAAUUAAUCAUCUUGGACGAAGCAGAUGCUAUGACCUCUACUGCACAGAUGGCUCUUCGUCGUAUCAUGGAGCGCUACACAGCCAACACUCGAUUCUGCAUUAUUGCCAACUACACACACAAGCUUUCACCUGCGCUCUUGUCCCGUUGUACGAGAUUCCGAUUCAGUCCUCUCAAGGAGGCUGAUAUCCGUACCAUUGUGGACCAGGUCAUCGAGAAAGAGAAUAUCAAUAUCCAAUCCGAGGCUGUAGAUAGCCUUGUUACCCUUAGUAGGGGAGAUAUGCGACGAGCCUUGAAUGUUCUUCAGGCCUGUUACGCGAGCAGCAAACCUCUUCCCUUGCGUGAUGCACCCGAUGCACCUCUCCCAGAACCAGACACAAUCACCAAUGCCACGAUUUAUGACUGUAUCGCGGCCCCUCACCCCUCAGAUAUCGAAGAAAUCAUGUCUACUCUCCUCACCACUAGCGAUGUCACCUCCUGCCUCAAUACCAUCAAUACUCUCAAGUCCACAAAGGGUUUGGCCCUAGCAGAUAUCCUCGCCGCUUUGGCCGAGCAACUGCAAAAGCUGGAAGUACCAGCCCAAACCCGGAUUACUUGGCUAGAGGGACUUGCCGAGAUCGAGUGGAGACUGUCCGGAGGUGGAUCAGAGGCCGUUCAGACCGGCGGAUUAGUGGGCGUGAUGCGCAGUGGAUGUGAACUGAUGGGAGAUAAGGGAAUUGCAGUAUGA